ACAUUACAAACUCAAAUGGAUUCUUUCCUUAGCAAACUCUCUAUUCUAUUUGUUCUUCUACUCGCCACACCCUUAGCUCUAGCUCAGACUAGGGUCGGCUUCUAUUCCACCUCUUGUCCCAGAGCGGAAUCCAUCGUUCAAGCCACCGUUAAAAAACAUGUUAACUCCGAUUCCACUGUUGCCCCAGGAUUGCUCAGAAUGGUCUUCCACGAUUGCUUCGUUCAUGGCUGCGAUGCAUCGAUUCUUAUCGAUGGCAGCAAUGCUGAGAAAACAGCUAGGCCAAAUCUUUUGUUAAGAGGAUAUGAAGUCAUUCAGGAUGCCAAAACACAGCUAGAGGCAGCAUGCCCCGGAGUCGUGUCUUGUGCUGAUAUUCUUGCUCUGGCUGCUCGUGAUGCCACAGUCGAAGUCGGUGCACUGACUUAUCGCGUGCCUACUGGCCGGAGAGAUGGACGAGUGUCAUUGGCGUCCGACACCGCCAAUUUGCCGAGUUUCACAGACUCAGUCGCGGUCCAGAAGAAAAAAUUUGCAGAUGUUGGUCUUAGCGCUCAAGAUCUUGUAACUCUUGUUGGAGGACACACUAUUGGAACAGUGGCUUGCCAAUUCGUGAGCUACAGAUUAUACAACUUCACAAACUCCGGGGGUGCUGAUCCUACCAUCGAUCCCUCGUUCCUUCCUACACUCCAAUCGCUUUGCCCUAAAAAUGGCGAUGGAAAUAAACCCAAUAGUAUACGAUAUUUUUUUUUAAUCUUAUAAUAUCAAUGACUAA
Messenger RNA from Daucus carota subsp. sativus, 766 nucleotides. Its product is annotated as peroxidase N1-like. Gene Ontology annotation, molecular function: heme binding; peroxidase activity. Bases 16 to 753 code for a protein of 245 amino acids. The record is from RefSeq and is a predicted model, not a curated record. Lineage: Eukaryota; Viridiplantae; Streptophyta; Magnoliopsida; Apiales; Apiaceae. Gene Ontology annotation, biological process: response to oxidative stress; hydrogen peroxide catabolic process. The transcript is spliced from 3 exons. Gene Ontology annotation, cellular component: plasmodesma; plant-type cell wall.